Hydra vulgaris (swiftwater hydra) is the source of this 621-nucleotide messenger RNA. Lineage: Eukaryota; Metazoa; Cnidaria; Hydrozoa; Anthoathecata; Hydridae. The record is from RefSeq and is a predicted model, not a curated record.
GAAUCUGCUCCUGUUAAAUUAAGCAGCUCUAAGAUUAAAGCAUCUUUAAAAGAUAUCUCUUCAUUUAAAGAGCAUAAUGAAUCCAUUGUUUCUUUUAAAGUAAAGAAAAGAAGAUCGUCAUGCCGUGAUGAACAAUCUAAUGAUUCUUCGUCCUCAUCUCCUAAAAUAAAGAAAAUAUUGACCUCUAAAUGUAACCCAGCAAAACAAAACCAAAUGAUAAAGAAUUCCAGUAUAUCACAUGAAAACUCCAGGAAAAAUUUAGACAAAGAUAAAAUAAAUAAAAAAGAUCUUAGUAUUGAAAGCAGUGGAGAUAGUGUUAUUUCAAAAGAAUCUUUUGUUUCCUUUGAAGUAAAGAAAAAGCGAUCGUCGUGUCGUGAUGAAGAAUCUAAUGAUUCCUUGUCCUCAUCUCCGAAAAUAAAGAAAAUAUUGAUCUCUAAAUGUAAACCAGCGAAACUAAACCAAAUGAUAAAGAACUCCAGUAUAUCACAUGAAAACUCUAUGAAAAGUAUAAACGAAGAUAAAAUGAAUAAAAAAGAUGUGAUACUAAAUCCAAAUUAUAAGUAUUGUCCUACAUGUGGCUGUGCAGCUAAAGGUCAUUUAGCUUUAGUCAUGAAAAUCUAA